Penicillium angulare is the source of this 435-nucleotide messenger RNA. RefSeq names its product PaaI family thioesterase. Gene Ontology annotation, molecular function: fatty acyl-CoA hydrolase activity. Lineage: Eukaryota; Fungi; Ascomycota; Eurotiomycetes; Eurotiales; Aspergillaceae. The coding region runs from base 1 to 435 and encodes 144 amino acids. The transcript has a single exon. The record is from RefSeq and is a predicted model, not a curated record.
AUGAACACUGAGCUCCAGCAGGUCCUCAAAGUGUGGGAACGUACUCGUCCUAACAGUCCCAUCUACGAAUUUCUUCUAAAUGAAGUUGAAAUUUAUGAUGCUGAAAAGGGCAUUGUUCGUGCCCGUCUCCACGUCGGUCCUCGCCAACUUAAUUCCAAGGGUACCUUGCAUGGGGCUUUCUCAGCCUGUGUGACUGACUGGGCAGGUGGAAUGGCUAUCGCAUCGCAUGGGUUGGAUUCAACUGGGGUCAGCACAGAUAUUCAUGUGAACUAUCUCUCUACUGCCACCGACGGCGACUGGAUAGAAAUUGAAAGCCGUGCCAACAAGGUUGGGAAGUCGCUUGCCUUUACAACUGUGACGAUUUCCAAAAAGACCGAGGCCGGUCUAAUCCUUGUUGCCCAAGGUUCGCAUACCAAGUAUGUACGAACUCGAUGA